This is a messenger RNA of Corticium candelabrum, 2685 nucleotides long. RefSeq lists its product as uncharacterized. The record is from RefSeq and is a predicted model, not a curated record. NCBI's taxonomy places the organism in Eukaryota, Metazoa, Porifera, Homoscleromorpha, Homosclerophorida, Plakinidae. The coding region runs from base 85 to 2613 and encodes 842 amino acids. Gene Ontology annotation, molecular function: 2-oxoglutarate-dependent dioxygenase activity. The transcript has a single exon.
UCGUGUAAUGCGUGGAGAAGUGCGUGCGUGUGUCGUAGGUGUGUGCGCGCGUGUGUCUUGACGAGUGGUGACUUCGCUAACGUCAUGGCGUCGCCUUUUUCAUUUUUUAUCUUUUUUUUCUUUCUUGCUUUUGCCGUUUUGUCGAUUGGAUUGUCGACCGACGAGUGCGAUGAUGAUAAUGCGUGCACAUUUGAUUGGCUGGAUGUCGAGAAAGGAUGCCAACACGACGAGAUCACGUGCGGGCCGUGCCACGCCCACCAGACCACGCCCACAACCGAUUUCAUAUUUCUUCUCGAUAUUUCUCAUCCUAUCAAUGAGACAAGAUUGGAUUUGUUAUAUAAAUCAUUGAGCACGUUCAGGGAGAUGAUAUCUGAUGAUUCGAGUCAUGGGAGUUACCGGUUUUUGACGGCCGGUUUUAGCACGACCAAUGAGAUGCCCACCGUUCUUCAACACUUUACACGCUCAGUCACAUUUCUACAACAUGAUAAUCUAUUUUAUCAACAAGAUUCGAAUUUUGAGAAUCCGAAUGAUGUGAGUACCGAAACUCGUCUGCUCACCGCACUUGGUGCAUUAAACCAAACGAUUUCGAACGGCACUUUUGUAAUACACCGGGAAUCAACAAACAGCGACGAAAAACAAAUGGAAAUAAGUUCACUAACAGAAGAGCGGCUAGCAUUCAGAGAAGCCGCCGAUAUCCACAUCGUCAUGGUUACCGAUCUGCAGUAUUCGAGUGCGACAGAAAACUUUCUAUCAGACGACUUCAACAAGAGAUCACUUCGUGUCAUCAACGACAUCAUUGAUUCCCUACAGACUCGACCCAUUUCGAUCAGCAUCGUCUUCGAUACCACAAAUCAGGCGGCGAAGCUCCUAUGGGGAGAUCCAUUGCUUGCGAACGUGUAUAUCGACUUGAGGGGAUUCAAUAGAGCAUUUACUCUAAAGGCAUUGAUUGCUGCAGGAGAAAGUCAAGCCAGCACGCUGCAAGCGCACGCUCUCUCUCACGGUGUGGAGUUCCAAACAUUUGAUAUCAACCAGAUGAACAAUACUGAGUGGAUAAGGCACAUGUACUCGGGGUAUAUCCAAUCGAGUCGCGUUCGACCCGAAUUCUGUAACGAAUGUAAACGAAUGGUUCGUCCCUGUAAUCACACACUCGGAUGUCAAAUCGAAACGGUCGACUGUCCCGACAAACACUACUGCUCUCCGACACAUGGAUGCGUCCCGAAACCGAAGAAAUCCGACCGAGAAGGAAACCGUUUUUUGACAAAUUCGGAUGCCGACGAGUUUGUCAACACAUCACAUGAUACAGACGUCAAUCAUUCAUGGAUUGAGACUCGGAUCGUUAACGGCCAUGUGCCUGUGUGGGAGUGGCACCCGGAUCGACCGUUUACACACCAAUUGAUUUCAAUGGGUAAACCGGUUGUCAUUAGGAACGCGUUGCCACACAAAUGGGCGGCGAAAGAGAAGUGGAACAUGACGUAUCUAUCGGGGAAACUUGGGGAGAUAUUGACAGACGUGAAACAUACGAAUGACGAGAUGUUAACAUACGAUCCCGACCGACGAGUUCCAAUGGCAACGUUUCCCACCGUCGACUUCCGCUUGCCGUACACGGUGAGAAACACAACGAACGACGAGUUCUUCCGAUCGAUUCGAAACGAGAGCGAAACGAUUUACGGCGGCUGCUACUAUUUCACUGACAUGCCGGACGAACUCAAACCGGAUGUGGACCCACACGAGCCGUUGUUCGUCACACACGAAGACGUCGAGAGAUUCAAACAGUUUCUGUGGGUGUCGUCGUCCGGGAUGAUCACACACACACACUUCGAUCAGGACUACAACUUUUUCGUACAGAUCUACGGCGAGAAGGAGUUCACACUAUGGCUGCCGUCUGAGCACGCUCAGAUGCACGUGUUUCCUCGUGUCCACCCGAUGUGGCACAAAUCGAGAGUGAACCUUCGUCGUCCCGAUCUCGACCAGUUUCCACACUUUGCGAAGUCUCGUGCAUACAAAGCACGACUGCAUCCCGGCGAUCUACUCUACGUGCCUCCAUACACAUGGCAUCACGUCGUCUCAACGACUCCAUCAAUAUCUCUCUCUACAUACUCACAUGAUUACUCUGUAUACGACCACAUGAACGCUGUGUAUCGUCACGACCACAAGUUCGAUCUUCUCGCCAACAAGACGGGCCAGAUGUACGCCCUACGUCUCUACCUCGAUCUCAUGAUCCACGAACUUGUCGGCAACCAUCAGACCACUCCCUAUUUCGUCGACCUACUCGACACACGAUACACCGGGUUGCAUCGUCUCUUCCCUGUUUCUCGACGAGACAAACAGAUCUGCAGGUCUCGUGUGGUGAACAAGAUUCCUACUGCACAACAUGUGCUCGGGUAUGCGAAGUUGGAUAUGGCGAUGAUGGCGCCACAUUUCGCUGCCUUUCGGCCGGAAGUGCGAGACAUUUUGUUUGCUGAUUAUGUUGAGGAGAUAUCAGCACAGGUGGUGGGGGUGGACAAGCUGUUGGCGUUUUUUAGGUUUUGUUUUACUGGGCAGGGAUAUUAUGUGACUGAUGUUGAUGACGAUGAGCAUUCGUUGUGGGAUCAUAAGGAUGAUAGUCCAACGUGAAGUUGGGGUUUGGGUUGGAUGUGAAGAUGUAAAUUAAGUUUUGUUGAUAUUAAUGGAUUUUAUAUAAAUGAG